Cavia porcellus (domestic guinea pig) is the source of this 2788-nucleotide messenger RNA. RefSeq names its product adhesion G protein-coupled receptor F3 (gene Adgrf3). NCBI's taxonomy places the organism in Eukaryota, Metazoa, Chordata, Mammalia, Rodentia, Caviidae. The record is from RefSeq and is a predicted model, not a curated record. Gene Ontology annotation, cellular component: membrane. The transcript is spliced from 10 exons. Gene Ontology annotation, molecular function: G protein-coupled receptor activity. Gene Ontology annotation, biological process: cell surface receptor signaling pathway; adenylate cyclase-activating G protein-coupled receptor signaling pathway.
GUCACCCCUGGCCCUGCAGGGUGGCUCCUGCUGCAGCCCAGAAGCUCCCAGGCACAAGGCGGUUGCUGGUCCUGCCUCCUGACUUCCUCGGACAGGCUGCUCAUUUCUGUGUCCCCUUGUGUCUGUCACAGAGUGUAACGUCACCCGCAAGGGGCACAGCCACUGUGCUUGCCGCCCUGGGUACCAGUGGAGCGACCGCCACUGCUCUCGUACCAUGUCCUGCCCCUCCCACCACCACAACAGUCAGCCCUGUGACUGUCGAAUCUUCAGCGGUUCUGUCCCCGGCUACUGCCAGUGGCUGCCACCUGUGCCCGGGAACCUGACCCUGAACUCCGAGCCGCAGCUGCCAGGUGACAAGCUGAACCUGACUCUGCUUGUGACCCACAAUGCCACCAACCUGAAAUGGUUCCUGAGACGUACAGACAAUGGCAAACGCAUCCCCCUGCGCUCGGGGGCGCAGGUGUCCCUGAGCUCCGGCCAGGGCCAGGCCAGCCUCAGUGUCACCUGCACGUCCUCCUCCUGGGCAGGUGAGUACAUAAUCUACUUCGAGGCCCAGGGAUUUACCUGGAGGCUGCAACAGGUGGUGAAGGUGCCCCUGCAGACGACGGAAGUGGUUCUGUUCCCAGACCAGCUGUCCAUCUCCUGCGAUGCCUCCCCUGGCUUCCAGCUGAGCUGCUGCUUUCCAAGCACAAACCUGGACUACACCGCUGCCUGGAGCCCCAGGGAGGACAGCCAAGUGUCCUUGGUCAACAGGAAAGACUCUAGGUGCCUACUGCUGGACGUCCAGCGCUGCCCGGAAGCCAACACCAUGUACACCUGUGUGCUGGAGAGUCCGGGCCUGGCUCCUCUUAGGAGAUCUGUCGCUGUCACCAUCAUCCAGGACGGAGACAUCGUCUGCCCUGACGACUUCUCGGAGGCUGCCUGGAAAGUUACUAAAGCUGGCCAUGUGGCCCAGGUCCCAUGUCCCAUGGACAAGACAGGCAUGGUGGCGAGGCCCUGUGGGCCUGAUGGGGUCUGGGGGCCCGUCUGGAACAGCUGUACAGACACGAGGAUCCUGGCCUUGUACGAAGAAGCCAGGCUGCUGCAGGGCGGCCAGGGAAAGCCGAAUAACAAGGUGCCCCAGAUCCUGGCAAAGCUGCAAGACUACGCAGAGGAGACGGCCUCGCCCUCCGACUUCCGGAAACUGCUGAGCACCGUGAAAAUACUGGCCGAGGUGGUGGCAGAGGCUGGAACAGCGCUUAAGCCCAGUGCCCUUAAGGAUCUCCUGACACUCACAGACAAGGUCCUAGACACGAACACCAGCUCUCUGUGGACCCGGGCCCAGGCCCAGGAGCCCGAGAUGGGCUCAUAUUUCCUGCAGGCUUUGGAGACCCUGGUGUGCAGCCUGUCUCCCAAGGAUCAGCCCUUCUCCUUCAGCUCCUCCAAUGUGCUGCUUCAGGCUCAGCUCCUGGACCCCACAUCUGCUGGUGACUACCACACCUCCUUCUCUACUCAGCCCCCACUAAAGGCCUGGAUUCCUAGGAAUUCACUGAGCCCACUGGUCCAUAAUGGAACCAAUGUCAGUGUGACCAGUCUGGUGCUGCAAAAAUUGGACCAACGUUUGCCCUACAACUACGAGCAAGUGCUGGGGGACCUCCAGCAUGCCACUCCUGGCCUGGUUCUCGUCAUCGCCAUCAUGGCAGGUGGCAAAGCCUUCACCCAAACAGAGGUCAUCAUGGACUUCGGGCAGACAGGUGGUACCCUGCGCUGUGUCUUCUGGGACUAUCACCUCUUCCAGCAUGCCGGAGGCUGGUCAGAUAAGGGAUGCCAGGCACGGGCAGCUGAUGGCAGCAUUGCCACUCAGUGCAUCUGCCAGCACCUCACUGCCUUCUCUGUCCUCAUGUCCAGGUAUCCUGUUCCAGAAUGCCCUGUGCUGAAGCACCUGAGUCGGGUGGGCUUGAGUACCUCCAUCCUGGCCCUGCUCGUGUGCCUGGGUGUGUACAGGCUGGUGUGGAGAGCCGUGGUGCAGAAUAAAGUCGCCUUCUUCCGCCACGCUGCCCUGUUCAACAUGGCGAUCUGUUUGCUGAUUGCAGAUACUUGGUUCCUGGUCUCCUCAGUCUUUCUUGCAGGGACUCAGGACGUGCUCUGCCUGGCCAUUGCCUUCCUGUGUCACUUCUUCUACCUGGCCACCUUUUUCUGGAUGCUGGCGCAGGCCCUCCUGCUGGCUCACCAGCUGCUCUUUGUCUUCCAUCACCUAUCCAAGUCCCUCGUCCUCUCCCUGAUGGUGACCCUUGGCUACCUGUGCCCCCUGGGGCUUGCAGGUGUCACCCUGGGCCUCUACCUGCCUCGAGGGCAAUACCUGAGUGAAGACACAUGCUGGCUGGACUGGAAGAGUGGGGCCAUCUACACCUUCGUGGGGCCAGUGCUGACCAUCGUGGGUGUGAACGGGCUGGUGCUCGCCACGACUGUGCUAAAGCUGCUGAGACCGUCCCUGUCCGAAGGGCCCCCGGCGGAGAAGCGCCAGGCUCUCACGGGGGUGCUCAAAGCCCUGCUCAUUCUCACGCCCAUCUUCGGCAUCACUUGGGGGCUGGGCCUGGUGACAAUGACGGAGGAAACCUCCGUGGUCCCUCAUUACAUCUUUGUCACCCUCAACACCUUCCAGGGGGUCUUCAUCUUAUUGUUCGGUUGCCUCAUGGACAAGAAGGUGCAGGAAGCCUUACGCAAAUACUUCUGCCACGCCCGAUCCCCCAGCUCUGCCUCCUCCCUGGCCACAAAUGAAACCUACAUCUCUGAAUAAAGCAAGAGAUGA